AUGACGAAAAACGACGAACAGUUAUCAGAGAUGGGUAAAAUGGUUGUGUUACCAUCUUCCUUCACUGGUGGACUCUGUUACAUGCAUGAGCGAACUCAAGAUGCUAUGACAUAUGUACGUCAUUUCGGACGGCCAGAAAAAUGGCAAGAAAUAGUAAAUCUUUUAGUUCAAGGCCAAAAAUCUCACGAUAGACAUGACAUAAUAGCAAAAAUUUUUCACGUGAAAGUAAAACAUAUGAUGAAGCUUCUAACGAAUGGUUGCAUCUUUGGCAAAACGAAGUGUUAUAUGUAUACCGUGGAAUGGCAGAAAAGUGGACUCCAUCACAUUCAUAUUUUCGUGUGGUUAAAAGAAAAGAUAAGACUAAAGUCUAUUGACAAUGUUAUUAGCGCUAAAUUACCUGAUCCCGAUCUAGAUCCAGCCCUAUAUGAAAUUAUCAAAACAUAUAUGAUCCACGGUCUAUGUGGAUCUCUCAAUACAAGUUAUCCCUGUAUGUUCGAUGGUACUUGCACGAAAAAAUAUCCAAGACCUUUUCUGAAGGAAACUCAAACAGGAGAAGAUGGAUUUUCUAAUAUCGUCGACGAUCUCCCGAAGAUGGUGGAGUAA
Psylliodes chrysocephalus is the source of this 603-nucleotide messenger RNA. NCBI's taxonomy places the organism in Eukaryota, Metazoa, Arthropoda, Insecta, Coleoptera, Chrysomelidae. The record is from the annotation of a GenBank genome assembly.